This is a messenger RNA of Vidua macroura (Pin-tailed whydah), 898 nucleotides long. It is a transcript of the gene MCRS1, whose product is annotated as microspherule protein 1. Gene Ontology annotation, biological process: positive regulation of transcription by RNA polymerase II. NCBI's taxonomy places the organism in Eukaryota, Metazoa, Chordata, Aves, Passeriformes, Viduidae. Gene Ontology annotation, molecular function: G-quadruplex RNA binding. The record is from RefSeq and is a predicted model, not a curated record. Gene Ontology annotation, cellular component: NSL complex; Ino80 complex; MLL1 complex.
GGUCUCACCGGAACCGCCAACAUGGCCACGCCCAUCGCGGCGUCAGUGACGUCAUUCUCGUUCCGGCUCGAGCCGGAAGUGGCGCGGCCAUGGCGGCGCGGAGCUCCCGGGGCUGAUGCCACCAUGGCCACCAGCCGCUCGGAGGACGAGGAGUCCCUGGCGGGGCCCAAGCGGGGCCCGGCCACCCCCGCGGGGGACUGGACUGUCCCCAAACGGCGCAGCUCCUCCAGGUUCAUCAAGCGGCGGAAGUUCGACGACGAGCUGGUCGAGAGCAGCCUGGCCAAGGCCCCAGCCCGGGGGGGCGGGCCAGCGGGGGGGGGCGGGGCGGCCGGCGAGCCCUGCCCCGGGGACAGGAAAAAGGUGCCUCCCACCCCCCUGUGCCCCCCAGUGUCGCGGGCCGUGCCCCCCCCGGCGCCCCCCGGGCCCGGCCCCCCCCCGGCGCUGCCCAAGCGCCUCAAGAAGAGCAAACCCAGCCCCGCCCCCCGCGACCUGGGCAGGUGGAAACCCGCCGACGACCUGCUGCUCAUCAACGCCGUGCUGCAGACCAACGACCUGACCUCGGUGCCUGGGGUGAAGUUCAGCUGCCGCUUCACACUGCGCGAGAUCCAGGAGCGCUGGUACUCGCUGCUCUACGACCCCGUCAUCUGCAAGCACUCGUGCCAGGCCAUGCGCCAGCUGCACCCCGAGGCCGUGGCCGCCAUCCAGAGCAAGGUCCUGUUCAGCAAGGCCGAGGAGCAGCUGCUGACCCGCGUGCCAUCGAGCCCUGUCCCCUCGCUGGACACCUUCCAGGAGCUGCUGCAGCGCCACCCGGCCGUGUUUUACCCUGCCAGGACCCCCAAGGCCCUGCAGCUGCACUGGCAGCUCCUGCGCCAGUACCACCUGCUGCAGGACCAGACAG